This is a messenger RNA of Gadus chalcogrammus (walleye pollock), 1688 nucleotides long. RefSeq names its product NADH:ubiquinone oxidoreductase core subunit S2 (gene ndufs2). Gene Ontology annotation, biological process: mitochondrial electron transport, NADH to ubiquinone. NCBI's taxonomy places the organism in Eukaryota, Metazoa, Chordata, Actinopteri, Gadiformes, Gadidae. The record is from RefSeq and is a predicted model, not a curated record. Gene Ontology annotation, molecular function: NADH dehydrogenase (ubiquinone) activity; quinone binding; NAD binding. The coding region runs from base 41 to 1441 and encodes 466 amino acids. The transcript has 14 exons.
CUCUUCAACCGCAGAAGAAGAAGACAGCCUGAUAGCCAACAUGGCGGCUACAAUGUUGAGGUCGCUGUCCAAACUAGGACGUCCUUCAACUAAAUACAUCUUAAAUAAUACUCUGGUCAGCCCUGGCUGCACCGUCCUGCAACACAGACACAAGCAAUGGCAGCCCGAUGUGGAGUGGACAGAGCAGUUUGCAGGAGCGGUGAUGUACCCUACUGCCAUUAACGAGAAGUGGACUCCACCCCCAUGGAACGACAAGGACCCCCCCGCGGAGAAGGACGUGUCCAACCUGACCAUCAACUUCGGGCCCCAGCACCCGGCCGCGCACGGCGUGCUGCGGCUGGUCCUGGAGCUCAGCGGGGAGUCGGUGAAGAAGUGCGACCCCCACGUGGGGCUGCUGCACCGGGGCACAGAGAAGCUCAUCGAGUACAAGACCUACCUGCAGGCACUGCCCUACUUCGACCGUCUGGACUACGUGUCCAUGAUGUGCAAUGAGCAGGCCUACUCGCUGGCCGUGGAGAAGCUGCUGAACAUCCAGGCUCCUCUCCGGGCUCAGUGGAUCAGAGUUCUGUUCGGAGAGCUCACACGCAUCCUGAACCACAUCAUGGCCGUCACCACGCACGCCCUGGACAUCGGCGCCAUGACCCCCUUCUUCUGGCUGUUCGAGGAGCGGGAGAAGAUGUUUGAGUUCUACGAGCGUGUGUCGGGGGCCCGGAUGCACGCGGCCUACGUCAGACCGGGCGGUGUACACCAGGACAUGCCCCUGGGCCUGAUGGACGACAUCUACGAGUGGUGUAAGAACUUCUCCAUCCGAAUCGACGAGGUGGAAGAGAUGUUGACCAACAAUCGCAUCUGGAAGAACCGCACGGUGGACAUCGGCGUGGUGACCGCUGAGGAGGCCCUCAACUACGGCUUCAGUGGUGUGAUGCUGAGGGGCUCGGGCAUCAAGUGGGAUCUGAGGAAGAGCCAGCCCUACGACAAGUAUGACGAGGUGGAGUUCGACGUCCCCAUCGGCAGCAGGGGGGACUGCUACGACCGGUAUCUGUGCCGCGUGGAGGAGAUGCGACAGAGCCUGAGGAUCAUGAUCCAGGCCAUGAACAAGAUGCCCCCCGGGGAGAUCAAGGUGGACGACGCCAAGGUGGCACCGCCCAAGAGAUCAGAGAUGAAGAUGUCCAUGGAGUCUCUGAUCCACCACUUCAAGCUGUACACGGAGGGCUACCAGGUGCCCCCCGGGGCCACCUACACCGCCGUGGAGGCCCCCAAGGGAGAGUUUGGUGUGUAUCUCGUCUCCGAUGGCUCCAGCAGGCCCUACCGUUGCAAGAUCAAAGCCCCCGGAUUCGCCCACUUGGCUGCCCUCGACAAGAUGGCCAAGGGACACAUGUUGGCCGACGUGGUGGCCAUUAUCGGUACACAAGACAUCGUGUUCGGAGAGGUGGACCGUUGAGGCGGCCUGAAACCCAGACAACGACUUCCUUUAUGUUGAAGAGCUCCCGAUUUCAGCCGCACCCACUCUCUAUCUCUUUCUCUCUCUCUCUCUCUCUCUCUCUCAUCUCACGCUCGGCUGUAGGUUUGUCCCGAUCCACCUUUCAAAGUAGGGAGAUGGAGACUCCGGCUCUUAAUCAAUCAAUGUACAACGCCUAAAUAAACCCUAAUAAAUAUUUUAUGACUGACCUAUUCAUUGUAAAUCAUUU